CACCCGCCCGCCGCCAGACCCAGACCAGACACAACAACGGCUGACGGCUGCCCCGACGCCCCGCCCCGCCCCGCCCUGUGCGUCCCCCUCCUCGCGGCGCCCCGACGCCCUCACCCCCAGAGGCUGCCACCUGACACAGCUGGGAGGAUGAGCAAUAAUACUGAGAAGCAGGAUGGAUUACCAGAAAUAUAUCUAAGUCCUUCAUACCACCCUGGCCAAGGGCAUGGAGCUCAUACAUCUAGUGACACGGAACCCAAUGCCUGGGAGGACACGGACAGUGAAGCAUGGACUCCCCUGGUCCCUGUACUUACCCUGGGCUCAGCGUCUGGUGCUGCCUCUGCCCUUGGUCUGAGGGAAGAGAUAGAGGGAGGAUCAUCCCUGGACAUUCCUCUUGGUAGGACUAAUCAAGAACAGGAGAUGGAUGGUAACUCAGAAGGACCUCAGAAUGCAGAAGCACUUGCUACACAACCAGAGGAGUGUGAGGACAAGUCAUUGUUGGCAAGUGGAAGAGGCCAGGUGCCAAGGCAGCGAGGGGAAACUCCCGGCUCUGAUUGCCCUCCUGUGGCUAGCAUUACUGCCUUUGUCCGGAGACUUGGCCAACCCCUAAACCUAGACACUGAGAGCCUGACAGUUCGUAGCAGUGAACUGAUUUUCUCCCCUGGAGGAGAUCAGGGAUUCAUAGUGCCACGGGGUGUUCAUGCAUAUUAUGGCAGCGGCUCUGACACAGAAACUCUUGAGUGGCCAGAUGGAGGAGGAGGCCCGGCCUUAGUGCCUGUCCGUGAUGCGGUGGAGGGAGCUGAUGCUGUUCCGUCCCCAGAUCAAGCGAUGGGGAGCAGUGUGGAAGGCUUGGAACGCAAUUCUCCAGCUGGCUUGAGUACUCCAGAUGCAGAAAUAGAUUUGUCAGUCACCGCAGGAAGGACAUUAGUCACCAAGGAGCCCCAAGUAGCCAUCCGACCUCCUGCAGUGGGUCAGAGUGAGGAGGUGUUGAUGCAGUCUUCUCGCAAAGAUUUAGGAUCCACCGAUGGAGAAGAGUCUGAGGAGGAGAGCAGGAAGAGAGUACCUCAGGAGGCUGUAACUGGUGUUUUAGGCAGUGCUGAGACCCACUUGGGGUCCCUUGGCAGUCAGUCAGAGAACACAGACAGCGUGAGUACUGUACUGGACAUGAAGCGGGGGGAGGUGCAGGGCUGUGAAAGAGACUGUGCCUCUAACACUGCCACAGCCUCCCCUGUCUUGGGAGGGGAAGCCAUCCUCACACAGCCCAAGCCAGCAUUUGUUGUGGGGGGUCUCAUCAGUCCCCGGGGAAAGCUGAGACAGUUCCAGGAUGCCGUGCGGGACAGGAUGCAGAAUGUAAAGGCCUCCCUGGAUAUGGGUUCAGGCAGCACUGAUGAGCCGGUGGACCGCCAGCACUACCUCAACCAACUGCCACUUUACCCGCCUUUGAUUCCUACCAAUGAGCCUGAAAUAUCACUGGCGUCCCUAGUCUCCAUGGAGUCCACAAAUCCUCCAGAAUCUUCUGACAGAGUCACCUCCCCCUCAGUGCUCUCAGUCUCCAGUGUGGCCUCCAGCAAGAGGAUGGAAUGGGACUCUGGGGCAGAUGUUGGCUAUUUAGGGACAAAUACUCAUGUGACUCCCGCUGCUUCCCUCAGCACCUUAGAGAGGAUAGCACUUGGCAGUUAUGCAUCUGUACUCAGGACAGAGCCAGAGGGUACAACCCAGGCCAAGGAAAAGCAGAAGGCCUCAAAAAAAGGAGGGAAGCCAGUGAGCACAAAGGGAGGUAAUCAAGGAGCUGUUGGAUGGAAUUCUGCUGAGCCUUCAGUUCCCUUCCCCUUGUACUCAGCCAGAGCUCAUCAGAACAGGGAGAAGGUCUGUUGGUCAUCCAGUGAAGAAGAUUUACAGAACAAACUGUCCAGCCCAGCACAAAGCCCCCGGCGGCGGUUGCGGCGUAGGCCACUGGCGGCCAGUCCCAGGGAUGGAGAUUUUUCUGCUAGGAGGUCCGCCAGGGCAAUGCACUUCUUAGACCGGAGACUGAGAGAAAUUACACAAGAACGUCACAGUGAAGGCAAGUCCAGCAGUCUCGUUGAACUGGCCACACCGGCUGCUAGUUCCUGCCAGUACCGAAGAAGCAACAGCCAGCAGUCUCUACACGUGGCCCCAUCACAGGCCAGGUCCAGUGUUGCAGCAGAAAGAGACACAGCAGGAGCAGGAGCGGGAGCUAUAGUAACACUGAACAAGAAAGGAGAGCAGCUGGGGGUGAACACUUCAACCAGCACCAGCACCUUAGUCCAGAGCAUGUCACCCCUUCCUGUAGCGGGCACUGGCACCAGCACCAGCACUGUCACACCGGGAGCCUUUCAGCAGAUUGGGGGCAAAGAGGGACAUGUGUCUAUUACAGGUGACUCCAGGUGUAGCUCCAUAUCCUCCCUCACAAUGCAUGACAGAGAAUGUUCCCGACACCAGCAGGGAAGGCCAUCAUGGACAUCAAGUGGGAAUGACAUCAGCUCCCGCUCUGAGGGAAGCUCCCCUGCAUGGCUUCCCUCUCACACUGACACUGAGAGUCUGACUUCUCGCCCCCUCUCAACGGCCGAGCCCGGUGAUCUCAAGGCUCGGAAAAAUAGUGAAAAUGCAAAGAAUCAUGACAAUAUUGUGAGAAGAGGGAGCAGCAGUGAUCUUGAGGUGAGGGGGGCAAGGGGAGACAGCAGCUCAUCCAGUCCAGGGCAUGUGGCAGACCCUCCGAGUGGUGCCCUGGAUGCUGAGUCAACGCUAGAGAAUCAGGUGUCCCUUCAGUCCUUCAACAAUGCCCUCCAUGCCCUGUCAGUCAAGCUUCAGGAGCAUAUUCAGGCACUCUUAGACAAUGGGUCCCUGAAGAAGGUGCAAGACUAUAAUAAGCUGCAAGACUAUGUUCGGUUUGUUGGGAUUCCGUCCGUUACAGAAGAGGAAUGCCGGCUGAGGCAGGGCGUGGCGGGGGUCAUCACCCGCAUGUUUGGAGAGAUUGCCUUUGACCAUCCCCAGGUCACCACCGACACCUCCAACACCUUCACCUCGGAGACUUCAGACUCUCAUGGCGGAGACCAGCGCCUCCACACGCCAGUCACCUGUGAGGACCUGGAUGUCCCUAUCCCUUGGUGUGACUCAGGUGGGGAAAAGGAUGAGCAGGAGGAUGAUGGAAGAGAGAAAGAACAGCAGGACAGCAGGAAGAAACAAGAAGAGCAACCUUGCAUCAGGGAGCAGGAGCAGCAGGGGGAUGGGAAAGAGCAGGAUAAAGCAGUUGUUGAGCAGGAUCGCUGUACAACCCCGGGUGGUACAGUGGUGGUGGUGCCUUACCGGCCCCCCUCUGCCUCACGCACUUAUUUCAUGGCUGUUUCGCACGAGUGGGAGGGAGGCCUGGUGGAGGGAGAGCGUGUUCAGACUGCCAGUGAUGUGAGUGUGUCCCGAGGCCAGGCAGAGGGGGAGAGGCUGGAAGGGAUGGGAGGCAUGCCUCUCAAACCAAGACUUAAUGACACACCCUCUGAGAGUGGCUCCAAUAAUGAGGACUCUGCAAAAAUGGUGAGUGUAGAUGGAACCACUCUGCGGGAAGGAGAUGAAGAGGCACUUCCUAGCUUGCCAAGUGACUACCAGUACCUUGAACGGAGACAAGGCACUGGUACUCCCCAAUCCGAGUCCUCCCAAGGCCACAGCAGUAGUCCCCUCUUGCACACCUGGCCCAGGGAAGAGCCCAGCUCCAGCCAGUGGUGGGCCGAGGGCGGCAGGCGUGAGCGGCUGUACCAGGACCGGCGGGGAGGUUUGCACGUGGCCCACCAGCCCCCUGGCUACACCGAUGACCAUGAUGACAGCCACCCCAGUGAGUCCCUCUCAGACCAUGACCACCGCCUCCGCCGCCACAGUGGAGAUGCUGGAAGGCCGUCUGCCCGCCCCUGGACCAGCUCAGGGUCAGAGUCAGCAUACGAGACCAUCAGAGAGAGACAUCGCCACGUGGACGAGGCUCUGGCAUCCAGCUUUGAAUUUUAUUCCACAUCUCCAAGGGACGCUCGCCUGCUUGGUUAUGUCUCCAGUGAGGCUCAGGAGGAGGAGGAGCAGCAGAGCAUGGAAUCUCCCAUCCCAACCCUGAGCCCAGCUGCUCGUGAGCCAGCAUCACACUCCAAUAUUCUGAGGCACCCUUGGCACCAGCAGAAACAGCAGCAUUAUCAUCAGCAUCAGGAGCAGCAGCAGCAGGAAGAACAGCAACAACAAGAACAGCAGACAGAGAGCCAAAACUCCUCUCCAUCAAGCCGCACAGAUGCUCAGGACGUGAGCAGCCAGAUCUCCUUCAUUCAGCACCAGAAGCAGAAGUAUGUCCGGAAGAUCCAGCGGCACAUCCAGACUCUUGAAAAACUGGAGAGGGCCUUGCUGGAUCAGCUUGGAGACAGCAUUGGCUCCGAAGGAACAUUCAGGCAGAAGGUUACCGAGGGACGCUCUCACUCUGGACUGGACACCAGCGACAAUGCUCACACCCGUAACAUGGACCACUCUGACACAACAACGAGUAGCAUCAAGUCCAGUGAGGAGAGCGUGGGAGCAGCGAAGAAGCAAAAAAACCUGACUCACAACCUCGGGGCGGAGAGUUUAAGGAGCAGUCACCUUUCAGGCCAAGAAAGUCUUUCCUUGUCCAAUGAUGGGAAUGGGCAGGAUGCAAGGUUAUCCUUUGGGCCUUCGGGGACUGGCCAGUCAUACUCGUCUUCACCGAGAAUAAACAUCAGCCAACUAAGCUCUGACAUGAAUAGUUCCAGAGCCUCCACUAUGAGGCAGAUAGAGGAGGAGGUUAGGAAGUUAGCCACUGCGGAGGAGCAGUCCCGAAAGGUUGCGUUGAGACCUCAUUCCAGUUCCUGCUCCCGAGGCUCACUCAUGCGCCACAGGAGGAGCCAGCACAGGGAAGAACCUGGGAGAGAGGAGGGCACUGCAUGGUCUGGAUUUGUCAGCCAAAGUGUUCGAGGCAACACCCCAGAAAGUACUGCAUUAGAUGGGAGGAUGACCUUUAGAGCAAGUGAAGCUUCAGCUACCAGAAGAGUACCAGCAGGCAGCAGCAGCUCUGAAUUACCAUCUGCACAAGCUCUUCCAAUCUCUGAAGAAAGUUCAAUUGACCUGCCUGCUUCAGAAAGUCAGAUAUCAAGACAAGGUGAUGGCAGGGAAUCAAAGGAUAAAAACCAGAGUGGAAAAGCUGGGGGAGUCCCAGCUGCAAGUAGUAAAGCUUUGACUUUUAAGCCGCCAUCAUCAGCUUCAGGAGUCAGUACCUCAGGAGUGCCCAGUGCCAACUCAAAUACUAUUCUGUCUAGAGACUUUGGGCAAAUGUUUCCCAGCAGUGAGUGCAUCAUGCUAGGAAGUGGAGGAAGGAGUGAAAGUGUUGGGGUUCAGACCAGUGAUUCACUCCUGUACUCAAGGAAGAGUUCCAAGAAAAGAGAUGACAGCAUGUCGGUCAGCACGAGUGAUAAGGACAGCACAGCCGAAUCAGUGAGAAAUAACAAGACUCGGAACAGAGGAAAACAUGCCUCUGAAAGUAAUGGAGAUGUUGAUAAUUCUAAGAAACACUUGGGAAAAUCUGGUCACAAGAGAACUUCAGACAUGAGAAAGCCUUCCUCAAGCAGGAGACAUUUCCAAGAGGAGACACCAAAGCGUGAUGAAGUUCACAAAGAAAAGGAAUCAGUUAAGGAAAGAAGCAAAAAAAGGGAAGCAAAAUCUAAAGCACUCAAGGAGGCAAGCAAUAAUAAUGAAAAAAUUAUUGAUAAGUCAUCAAAAAGAGGAAUUGUAAAGAAUAAAUAUUUACCUCAGAAAGAUCUCAAAAUAGUGCCCAAGUCAGGAAGAAAGGGAACUGCUGGAUCAGAGAACAGGGCACCUGUCUCUAGUGAUAAAGGCAGUGGCCCAGAGGAAAGGGAGUCAUUGUCUAGACCAGCAUCAGAGAGUGAGGACAGGACCAUAACUAGUGGCUCUUCCUUUUCUCGUUCAGUACAGAGUAUUAGCCACAUAUCCUCUGAACAUAGUAGAAUAUCAUCAGACAAGGGAGAAUCAACAGAAAAUGAAGCGAGACAAAGCCAAUGUAGUGAGGGAGACAACUCCUCUACAGAGUGCUCUAAAGAGCUUGAACAUCACUCACAGCCUGAUACGCUGAGUAGCACGAAUGAAGACUCCACCAGUCAGGGUUACCAAAGCCCAGCAAGAACACAGCAUAUUGCCAGUGAUGUUCAGUCCAACAUGGAGGAGGCUGCUCAGGGCCUGAAAGGGGGAUGUGAAGAUUAUUUAAUCCCAAAGGCACCAACACUGUUGUUGAUAUCCCCUCCAGAGCAGAAUGGUGUGUCCAAACAGAUAACUAGAUCUGCAGGUAAUGGCCUUUCAAAACACAAAUUAGCUAAUGCCAUCAUUCCAUCUCUGAAGAGUAAAAGGGAGAACCUUAAAAAUAAAUCAAAGUCGGCUCAGCACUGCUUGGAAGAGGAGAGACAUCCUGUUAUUGCCAUCCAAGGCUCUGACUCACAAAGGCAAGAACUACAAAAGUCUGGGACACUGAAGGUUGCAUGGAUGGAAGAUAAAGAAAGAGAAAGUGCCCCCAAAAAGAAGCCCCCAGUCAGAUUUGAAGUAAAUUUUUCCAGUCAGGAGAAUUUCAGUCCUAGAAAAUCAAAGUUUCCAACCACCACCACCACCACCACCACCAUCUCCACCACCACUAUCAUGCAAGAGGAACUUACUCACAGCACCAAGGCCAUUUCACUUCAGGAAGCUCUGGCAAGGGCUCGUCCAGAUUACUUGCGAGAGGCUGGUGACCGCAGUGCUUUGAUUCGACUAAAGCGUGAAAUGCGUCAGAUAGCCCAGACUCAAAAUCACAAUGUGUUGGCACAGAUACCUCCAAACCUACAGACCCCCUCCACUCUGCAGCGUUUCCUGUACAAGCCAGACUUGGGACCACUGUUCUCCUACAAGGAUAUUAGGCAACAGAACCAGAGGCUUUAUAGUUUGCUCCCUGAGGCCAGAGCACCGGGAGCCGAGCAGCACCAGGUGGCAGUUCUCCGCACCAACAGGCUCCUAGCUAGUCUGUAUAGCCAGCGGCUGAGGAAGAAGGUGGUGAAGGGUCAGGUGUCCCACGCCCACAAGGAGGUGGUGACUCCCCUUGUGCAUCGCGUCCGUCACCAGUGAAACGCCUCACCUUCAAUGCUAAGUCUUCCAUCUCAAGAAGGAUAGCAAACACUUUUGCCUAUAGGGCUUAAAAAUUCAAUUGUUUGAUAUUUAUUUAAGUAUUUUUUCUUAUCUAUUGUUAUAUCAACAAGCAUAUAACUUUCAAGCAAUAAGAGUUACAGCUUUACUGGCAAAGAGUUCUUCCAAAGACCUUCAAAUUUAUUACUAAUGCAUUCUUUUGCACUGCUUUACUAAAUCAAGAGUCUGUACACUAAAUAUUUCAGAAAUAUUUGUUGCAUACACACAAGCAUUUAAAAUGUGUACGUGAAAAUAAUGCCACUGGCAGGCGAGGCUCAGCUGUAAGUCCCGUCUCCUGGCGAUAACAUGAGCCUCUCAACUAGUGUGGCUUCCUUCACAGCUGUUUUAUUGGAAAUCUAUGGGAGGAUUGAUUUUAUUUAUUAGGUUUAAUUUAAAAAUGACAUUGCCUAAUCAUAAAGAGGCUAUAGCAUUUAGCUCAUUUACCUAUCAUUUUUUUUCUUUUUUCUGAUAACCUUGUGUGCCCCUCAAUCGGUCCGGUGGAACAUUCUACACAUGCCAGUGAUCAGUGACUUUUUGUGCAGUUCAUUUCAACCUAUUGCUUUCAAAGCUGAUCUAAAUAGCUUCCAGGUUUUAGAAGUCAAAGGUAUGCAUACUAUGGUGAGAAUAUAUUUUGAUACUUUUAUACAUAUAUUUGUAGUUUUACACCUUCAGUCAUUAAAUGUUGUAUGGUGUAAGUUA
Molecule: messenger RNA, 7908 nt
Organism: Eriocheir sinensis (Chinese mitten crab)
Lineage: Eukaryota; Metazoa; Arthropoda; Malacostraca; Decapoda; Varunidae
Product: serine-rich adhesin for platelets-like
Exons: 12
Coding region: 148-7152 (2334 amino acids)
Source: RefSeq, a predicted model, not a curated record